This is a messenger RNA of Geodia barretti, 1488 nucleotides long. Lineage: Eukaryota; Metazoa; Porifera; Demospongiae; Tetractinellida; Geodiidae. The record is from the annotation of a GenBank genome assembly.
AUGAAAGUCGAAAAACCAAAAGAGAAAUAUGAUCAAUUAAUCGCUGACGGUUAUUGCGUCGUUGAGAGGGUCUUGAGGGAAGAUAUGCUUGAACGGCUUCGGACAGUGACCAGUGAGUUACUUGAUGCCCAGACGGAAGAUGCGCGCGCCGCUUACCGUUCAUCUGGCAGCAUGAUCAGCGUCUAUACACAUUCACUCUUCGCGGAACUGGUCGUUUAUCCACGGACACUUCAGGCUAUGGAGGCUUUAGGUUUCUUGAGACCGAAAUGGUCAUCGGGGUAUGUCAUCAGUAAACCGCCCCAGAGUCCACCCCUAUUUUGGCAUCAAGAUUGGUGGGGUUGGAACGAUCCGUGCAGCUACACGGCACUGCCGCAACAGUUGUUUCUGAUGUACUAUUUGGUUGACACAGUGCCUUACAACGGAUGCCUACGUGUGAUUAAAGGCUCGCAUCUGAAUCGACAUCCACUGCAUGACAUACUGCCCAGUGCCCACGGAGAAGCACUGCAACGCGUGGAUGAUACCGACCAUCCUGCAUAUCAGCAUUUCCCUGAUGAGGUCGACAUACCGGUGAAAGCAGGAGACCUCGUUAUCGGCGAUUCUCGUUUGUUACACGCUUCACACGGUAUCAGCUCUGCUAAAAUUGACUUUGGAGAUUGCGUCGGCAUGUGGCUCUUUGAUGAGGGGAAUGGUAACAAAGCCGAAGACUCCUCUGGAACAGGCAAUGACGGCACGAUUGAAGGUAUCUAUCUCGCCACUGGACAACAUGGUCAGUGGGGUGCGUUUUUCGGUGGAAUAAUUGACGAUGUUACCAUCUUCAAUGUGGCGUUGAGCGAUGGUGAUAUUGAAACCAUCAUGAAUGACGGAUUAAAAACAGCAGCUGAUAUUGAACCUUCAGAAGGGCAUGAGCCGAACCGGUUUUCUGCUGAAUACGACAGUUAUCUCGAAAGUCUGAUAGCACAUCCACAGAUGCUUGAACUUGCACGAAAGGUGUUGGGUGAUAAUAUCCGAUACGAUCAUUGUGUGAGUCUGAACAGACCCGGCGGUAACGGCGGCAUUGGGUGGCAUAGCCACGGAUACUCCGAUGACGAUCCGAGUUUGGGUUUUGUCCGUAUCUUCUUCUAUGUUAACGGCUUUGAACCGGACGAUGGCGGUUUAAAAGCAGUCCCUGGAAGUAACCUCUAUCGGGAUGCAAAAAUCCAUGGACGAACAGAUGAUGCACUGCGAGAAGAGUGGUUGGCGGGAAAAACGCACCCGGAGACAGGUCAACCAUUAGAGAUUGAGGCGUUAUCUGCACCUCCAGGCACAGUCGCACUGAUGUGGACGCAUGCAGCACAUGCAGUCAGUGCAAGGAAACCCGAUAGCGAUACCCGUUGGACAGUGGUUUACGCCUAUCGGAAUCCCGGUAAACCGUCCGGUGCCCGUUGGAUUACGCCCGAAUUUGAAGGAAAACCGAUCCCCGGUGCUGAAGGCUUGAUGUCCCUUUAUUAG